AUGGCCUGGGCGUUGGAGCCCCAGCUGGGCUUUCACGAGCUGGCCGGUUUGUUCCAGCGUCUGGGCGGCAAUCAGGGCCGAGUUGGUCCCGUGGACUUCUGCAGAGCUUUUCAGGCUGUGGACAUGGGCGUGCCCUUACGAGGCGAGCGAGUUGAUGGACGAGUUGCUUUCUCGCCGCGCAGGCAAGGCGACUCUAUCUCAUGCCUCGCGCCGCAGAAGGAGGACGAGCGCUUUCACACCCGAUGUGGACAUCGGCCUUUGUUCAAUGUCCGAAAGCACGGGCAAGAUGCCAAACAAAGGAUGAAGCAGCUUCGGGAGCGAGAGUUUCGUAGUCGUGCACUUGAUGAAGAUGCAGCAGCAGCUCUGCAGGACUUCGUGCGAAGACAUAAAGUUCAGCAGACAUCUGGCAAGCAACAGCAGCUUAGCAGCUCUGGAGGGCGUCCUGACAAGUCGGGCCCCGCGGAAUCGCUUCGAGCCACUGCGGCGCGCAGUUCGCCGGAAGUGCCCAAACCAGCUGCGACGACCCGCAGCUACAGCAGCGAGGACUUCGACGAAGAUCAGUCUGACGCAGCAUACAGCGAUAGCUUCCAGAAUGACUAUGGAAGCAGGAGCUCCGGCAGCAGCAGCCCUCGUGACAAAAAGGAGCGGAGC
Messenger RNA from Symbiodinium pilosum, 651 nucleotides. Lineage: Eukaryota; Dinophyceae; Suessiales; Symbiodiniaceae. The record is from the annotation of a GenBank genome assembly.